This is a messenger RNA of Cadophora gregata, 862 nucleotides long. RefSeq lists its product as uncharacterized. Bases 1 to 834 code for a protein of 277 amino acids. NCBI's taxonomy places the organism in Eukaryota, Fungi, Ascomycota, Leotiomycetes, Helotiales, Ploettnerulaceae. The record is from RefSeq and is a predicted model, not a curated record. The transcript is spliced from 3 exons.
AUGCCACUACUGCCAGUCUUUGAGUUCCGUUCGCCACCCUUGACUUUGUAUUCAUUCACCAAUUUCCCCAAACUGCCAACAGAGAUUCGCUUGAUGGUGUGGGAACUGGUUCUUCCUGGGGAACGUGUGAUCCGCAUUGAAGACUUCACCAACACUAGUCGCCGUCACAAGCCGUGUACAACCUGCCGCUGUAUUGGAUCCAGGGCCUGUGUACCUACUCUACUGCACGUCAAUCAUGAAACCCGCCAACUCGCACUCAAAUUUUACACUGUCACAUUCAAGAACAGACUCCUUAAGCCAACAUAUUUCAAUCCAAUACUCGACAUAUUACUCUUCCCAAGCGUCGAAACAUUCUUCAAGUUUGCUGAGCCGGUCGUACUGACAUAUACAUUGAAUCUCUUGGAAGUCUGUCCCUUUACUGAGCUUUUUCCUGCACGUAAUGUUCACGCCAAAUUCGGGACAGCGUCGGGACGAUACAAUGACGAUGAAAGUAUCGAGAGUAAACUGAGAUACUCGGCAAUUGGACGAAGUAACCCUUUACCAUGUCGCGCUACGAUAGGGGCAACGCCAUGGGAGGAGAUCUCUAGUAUUGGAUUGAUGAAUUUACUAGGAGGCUUUGGAAAUUUGACCAAACUCUUCAUCGAAGGAGUGUAUCUCGAAGAUUCUGGUUUCCACCCGGCACCUCCACCAUCUGCAGAUCGAAUCUUGAAGACACUACUUGACAAGAGAUGGAAGACAUGCAGCGACCAGAAUGUACAAUUGCCGGAGAUUAUUGUUGUUGGACCGACAAGCAUGAAGCAAAUGCGAUUCCGAGCCCGGGAAGCUCGACUUUAGUCUUGGGCAAAGCUUGCAGAGUACCGAC